Molecule: messenger RNA, 5475 nt
Organism: Poeciliopsis prolifica (blackstripe livebearer)
Lineage: Eukaryota; Metazoa; Chordata; Actinopteri; Cyprinodontiformes; Poeciliidae
Product: rho-related GTP-binding protein Rho6-like
Exons: 6
Coding region: 102-869 (255 amino acids)
Biological process (GO): small GTPase-mediated signal transduction
Molecular function (GO): GTPase activity; GTP binding
Source: RefSeq, a predicted model, not a curated record
GUUCUGCUUUGUUUCGGAUAGCCUGGUUAAAUGAUUUUGUGACAGCAUUUUGGGACCAACGGCAGCGGCCGUUAAAAUGUCGCAGCCAGCAGCAGCAGCAGAUGCCAGGCCCGAGCGAGUGUAAUGGACAAGCCGAAUAUUACGGUUUAUUCUGGGCUGCAGUCAUAACAAUGAAGGAGAGAAGACUCCCGCAGCCUUUUGUGGCGAGGUGUAAACUGGUCCUGGUUGGAGACGUUCAAUGCGGUAAAACAGCGAUGCUGCAAGUAUUGGUGAAGGACUGCUAUCCAGAGACUUACGUCCCCACUGUGUUUGAGAACUACACAGCUUGUCUGGAGCUUGAAGACCAGCGUGUUGAGCUCAGUUUGUGGGACACAUCAGGCUCUCCAUACUACGACAACGUCAGGCCCCUCUGCUACAGCGACUCAGACGCAGUGUUGCUAUGCUUUGACAUCAGCCGGCCGGACACAGUAGAUGGUGCUCUGAAGAAGUGGAAAGCAGAGAUUCAGGACUUCUGUCCCAACACUCGAAUCCUGCUCAUAGGCUGCAAGACAGACCUGAGAACGGAUGUGUGCACACGCAUGGAGCUAUCCAAUCAGAAACAGGCUCCAGUCUCCCAUGAACAGGGUUCAUCUUUGGCCAAGCAGCUCGGAGCUGAAGCUUAUCUGGAGUGCUCGGCUUUUACUUCGGAAAAGAGCAUCCACAGUGUUUUUCGUACCGCAGCUCUUGCCUGCAUGAAUAAACUGCAGCCUCCCAACAAACCCAGCCCGGUCCGCCGCCUCUCCAAAAGACUGCUGCACCUUCCCAACAAGACGGAUCUCCUCUCCUCCACCUUUAGUAAGGACAAGUCCAAAAGUUGCUCCAUCAUGUGAACACAGUAAGGAGGUCGGAGUAUGGAAAGAGAGGACAAGAGAACAGUAUUCUACCUGGUUCAGGUGGGAUUCAAGGUCUGCAAGGGAAAGAGAGCAAUCAUCGAGAUUUUCACAAAACUUUUUACUCUUUUGCAUCAUCCUCCUCUAACUCCUGGCUGCCACAGUUUCCACAGAGAGAACCUAUUUGAAGUGGAGUUUCAUGAUCCUGUACAAAUGGAGUAUAACAUGUUACAGCCCCUCAUAAAGGUGGUUGUGAGUCAGCAUAACAAUGCUCUGUAUCUUAGCUCGUCCAUGAAGGAAGCGUUGUAUCCUCUCCAUUAAAGUGAUGAAAUCCAUUUAAAGCUCUGAUAGCAGAGCCGAAUCCCAUCCAUCUCUCUGUCUGGAUGUCUUUUAAAGGUCACAGCAUGGGCUGAGUGAUGAGAACGUAAAAUCUGAGAAUGAAGCUGCAUCUGCAGAAACCUAGAUGAGGAGAUCUUAAAAAAUUAUUCUCCCGCCAGAAGCCCUUGCAGUAAUAUAUACUUUGAAAUUAAAGUUGACAGCAGAACAAAAAAGAUGACAAAAAGGGAGGGAUUUGGCAAGUGGUGUGCUCAUUUGCAGAAGGCAGUGGGAGGACAAAUUGAGUCCGUGAAGAAGUGCAAUGUGACUCAGCACUAACAUGAGACGCAAGGUCGAAAAGGGUGGAUGCAUUUUGUUAAAUACUUUCCACCUGUCUUCAGGAGGUUCUCUGCCAUGCACCAUCACCACACGACUUCGGCAACCAUAGGUAUUUAUUUUAGUGGUGUUAAUGGAGGACUGACAUUUCCAGACUGUUUAAUGCAGGGGUGUCAAACUCAAAUACACAGUGGGCCAAAACUUUCAAUUGAACAAAGUCGCGGGCCAAUGUUGAACAAAUGAAUCUUUUAAUAUGGACCCAAACAAGUUCUAAUAUAACAAUAAAUAUUGAAGAAGCAAAGCUUAUCUAACUUAAAAGUGCAAGUGUGCAAAAUUGAGUUGCUAAUAAUAAUAAAACAUAUUAUAUUAAAUAAAAUAUAUUUAAUAUAUGAAAUAAAAUAUUAAAUAAAAUUUAAAUAAAAAUGUAAUGCCUCCUUUCUGAUGUAAAUGUCUAAUAUUAAUUUGAAAUUGGCUCGCGGGCCAAAUAUAAUUACACUGCGGGCCAAAUUUGGCCCGCGGGCCAGAGUUUGACACCUAUGGUUUAAUGGGUUCAAUUUUCAUUUUGUUUAUUUUUUUCUUAGUCUUUUUUUUAUACAAGAGACCAAGAAAAGAGGAUUUUUUUGUGCUCCAAAAUAGGUCUAUGAAUUAUCUAUGUUUCAGAAAUACUCUUUCUCAUGGACAAUAAGGGGAACAACUGUUCAGCUUGGUUCUACAAAUAUCUACUCAUUACAGCCUACUGUCCUGAAACCUGGCCAGAAGAUAUCACACCAGUGAAUAAUCAGUUAGCACCCCAAAAUAAAACUAAACCUGAUAUACCAUUUUCUGCAUGUUUUAUGCCUUUCAUUCUCCACAGAAUGUAGGAUCUUGUAGCAAAGAGCUGAAAGUAAACACAACAAUAUUGUGCCAUCCUCAUCCAUGAUCUUCUUGUUCUCGAAGGGAAAGUUCAGAGUUUUUGAAGCAGAGUUCCUUUAAAAGGUCAUGAUUUGUGAUUUCUGAAACCCUGCUAACACUUGAAAAUUCAACAUGAGCCAUGACAGUUGUCAGCCUUACUGGUAUUUGCUGAAAAUCUUGCUCUCAUUCAUAGCCAGAAUGAACUGAAGAUAUGGAAACAGUCUUCUUCCCAUUGUAAGAACUUUAACACCAGAGUGUUGUUAUUAUGGACUUGUUAUGAACCUGGAUAAAAACAUUGGACAUUACAAUAUUUUCCUCUUUACAUCUGAUGACUCUCACAGCAUCUUAAUUUGUAUGAAUUUAGAUUAGUUGGUGACAAAUGCAAACGCUAACUGCUAGUCCACAACACAGACUUCCAUAGUCCUAAAAACUCUCCUCUAAAAAAUGUUUCAUUGGUUUGUGCAGAUAUCAUUUUAUAAACUUUUGAGUUGCUGUCAAGUUUGCAUUGUUGGUUAUUUAUAGAUGAGCUAUGUUAGUUUACAAUGGAAAAAGAGAAUGGAGUCGGCGUGCCAUCAAUUAGCUCCCCUGUGAAACAAUUUUUCAACUCAGAAAAAAAUGAUAAAAAAGUAAUACAGUGAGUAAUACAGUGCAUAAAAAAAUAAUAUAAUAGUAUAUACCUGUUUAAAUAAACAUAGCCUUUGUGAAGAAGCAAAUAUCACAAUAAUUCAAAGAUUAAUAAAAUAGCAUUGCAUAAACUACAAUGACAUUUUUGUUACUGUGAUAUUUUUAAGAUAAUAAAAGAUGGGAGUGCUACUCUGAUUAGCUGUUUUCUAUAGUCUCCAGGAGCAACGGUGGAUGGUGAGAGAACUAUGUACUGCAGGAGAAAUAUAAAUUAUUCAUAACCUUCUACAGAAUCCCACUUCAAAAAUCAUGGGCUAUCACUUUUUUUCUCUGCCAUUGUCAUUUAGGUUUUGGGGUUUGUGCUGCAUGCUUCUGUGAAAAUAAAAUGCUCCUUUCCGAAACAAAAGAUUUUCUGAUACUUACACUAAAUUUAGCUCUGUUAUGCAAAAACUUUGUCACCUCAAUACCCAAUUAAGGCUUUAUUCAACACAAACUUACGUAAACUCUGUAUAUUUAAGCUAACAGGACCAAUUUGCACUCAAGAGUAAAUCCCACGAGAACAAAACAGGAGUUGAAUCCCUUGAACAGGCUGGUCCUGUCUGUGUUUUCUUUUUUCUCCAGUCAUUACGGAAAGCAGAAGAUUUAUUAUUUUUAUUUUUUUGUUUGUUUGUUUUUGCUGGAUGUGUUGCUUAUUGUUGUGCACUGGAGUCUCCUGGCAUUAUGCUGUUGACAGCUUGGCUAAUGGAGGGCCUGAUGAUUUGUAGGCCCGCACCGGGACGCGCAGCAACGUGCACAGCGGCAGAAUUUAAUGCAUUGCCUAGCAACAGUGUGAGCAAGGGCCAUGCCUAUAUCUCCGACGGAGAGGAGGAGUGACGUCUCCGAGAGAAGCAGGCCUCACCUUUUCUUUGUAGCAUUAGAGUCUCAGCGAAGGUGACGGCGGGUCACAUCAGUGAGAAGCUGUGUCUUCAACAUGUUUCUGGUUGGAUCGCUGCGAAAACACAAAAUCCUACCAAGUCCAGUUUCUAGUGUAAAUAUCUUGAAAUAAGACAAAACUAACUUACAAGGAACUUUUCAUCGGGAUAUAGGACCUUGUUUUGAAUCAAUAAUUCCUUAAUUUUGAUGAAUAAGAACUAGUUUCAUUGGCAGAUCAUUUUACUUGUCCAAUGUCCAAGCAUCAACCAGUUUAAAAAGAAAUACAAAGCUGUGGCUGCAUUCACACUGCAGCCUGAAGCGACCCAAUUCCAAAUUAUUAUUUUUUUUACGUAAUGAGAGAUGGGGAUCCAAUGUGUAUCAGAUUCUAAUGUGGCCUAACAUCUGGGUCACACUCAUCCCACCUGAACGUCACUGAUACUCGACACACGUCACUGUUCUGCGUCUUGAUAUGCGCAAGCGGGAAGAAAAACAACAACCAUCACGGUCUAUAAAAAUGCGAUUUGACAAAAAAUCGGAAUUGGGUCACUGCAUGCUGCAGUGUGAACGCAGCCUAUGUUACUCACGUUAUACAGAGAACUUUAGCUGUAUGUCAGGUUGUUAUUUACAAUUAACAUUGCUACUAUUAGUAUUAUCUGUACAUUUUCUUGUCUCUUGACAGUCCGUUUGUAACCAUUUUGUCUGUUCAGUCAGUAGGUAAAAUAUUUUAUUAAACUGAGAUAAGGGGAUUAAAUAAGUUUUGCUACUCCUUUUCAAAUAGAAAAGUAGCAGUAAAGAAAUUAUUUUGUUCUUGUUUAUGCAUGCUCUGUUUUUUAUUUUUAAAUAAAUACAAAAUACUUAUGACAUGGGAAAACUGUUUUGUUACAAGUGAAAUGAUCUGGGAAUGAAACUGGAACUUUUUCAUCAAUAUUAAGGCGUUUUUGAACAAGCUCUUAUGUCUUGCUGAAAAGUUACGAAGGAGUUUUGUUUUAUUUCAAGUGUACUAAGAUAUUUGCAAUAUAAAUUAGUUCAGAAAUACUUGCCAAAAGGUUGUGUUUUUGCAGUGAACGGCCGCAGUCAUCUGCUGUAGACGGGGAGCAAUACCAUGUUUUUAAAUGUGAACCUUCAAGCUGUGCUGCAGUGCUUUUUUUAUCCACUGACUGGGAAUGCAUCCCAUACAUGCCAAUAUCCCAACAACCACCGGGAUGUUGGGAUGUCUGGAGAAACCCAACAUCAAGAAAAGUUCAUUCUAAUUACACUGUUUCAUGGCUUCUCUUGCUCUUUUUUUUUUCCAGAUUUGUUUUCUACAUAAUCAUGUUCAUAGAGCUGUUUACUCCCACAGAGGAAUGUUAUUGAAGCAAAACAACAUGCUUGUAUGAAGUCGCCUCUCAUGGCUUAAGUUAUUGCAAAGAUCCUGUAUUUGUUAUUAUUAUACCGUCUUUAAAAGCUCCAUUUAAGUAAAUAUUCCUGAAUUUUGUUUGCAAGUGUUACUUCUGUGAUAAAUCAAUAAAAAAUAAACAUUUGAUGGACAUAU